UUUGUGUUGAGUAAUCAAAACAGAGAAAGCUUCACAAAGAGUUAGACGUUCAUAAAACGUGCAGAAUUUUUGUUCCAAAAGAAAUCUUAAGAAGUUCAAUAUGCCAAUCAUAAAGAAUCACGAGUUUGAUUUUGAAAAUCCCGAGGGAGUCGAUGAAAGCUUUUUGAUUAAAAGAUUAUCCUUGUAUGCCACCGUACGCCCCGAGGAUCUCAAAGCCCUGGGCGCGGAUCUUUACCAGUCCAGGUGGCGCGAUUUCCGACAGUCCCUUCAGGAUCUAUUUCACCCGCCCCAGGGUUUACGUCAAGAUCCACCCGAGGAGAGCGUAUGCUGCACUUCGUCCCCUGACGGUCUUGAUAAAGAAGCAACACCAGUAAUACAGGGGCGGGAAUUUUCCAUCCAGUACCAAUCGGCGGGAAUCCGGCCACACGAACUACCUGUUAUAGGUUUUCAUGUUGACGAUAAAAUCUGCCCCGGAUUUUGCUACCGAGUACGCUACAUGGGAACCAGAGACUUCCUGUUUAACGGGGAAUCGCGCAUGCUUCAAUCCGUCGGCCUUGGAUACGGAAAACGAUUGACCUUCCAGGGAAAUACCCAUAAUAACAACGAGAACUACUUUUGGUCGGACAGCCGAGCGGAAGGAUUUGCUUUCAGCAUAUGCGCAGUGGAAACAGGCGACAAGUUCGUAAUCUAUGACGAAGUCUCACGUGUUGCCGGUGACGUAGAGGUACUUAGUGUGGACGACGAUCAGACGGAAAUUGAUACCGUUUAUGAAAAAGGUUGUGUCAAGAAGUUCGUGCGCGUGCGCAUGACUGCAAACGUUCAAUAUCACAACCGCCACCAGGGUAUGUUGAUGGACGUCACAGACCACGUGAUCGAUAUAGAGGGGACUGCUGAGAUUGUACGCCAGCGGAGCUCCUCAAAGGCAACUACACAACAGAUCACGGACGUGCACGUGCAGAGUCUCGGCAAGUGCACGCUAUGGAAGGAAGACUGAGGAGGGGAAGUAUUAACUGAGACUUUAUCAGAAUCUCACGAAUGCUGAAUGCCACAGAGCGAGGUCACCCUUCCUUAGUCUACAAGUCAGGGACAAGGUUCAUUCACGUACCAACGACGGUUGACCACAUGUGCGUGUAAUAUAUUAAAUUUCCUUGAAACUCCUACCAUGUUACUUAAAGGAGAGAUUUCUAUAAACAUGUACAUUCAUUCAAAAUAGACAUUUUCUCUUUUUAUAUUGAUAUACAUUUGUUACCCUUGUUUUGUUUUUUAUGAAGAAUAAAAUAUUUGUUUUACA
This is a messenger RNA of Saccostrea cuccullata (small rock oyster), 1291 nucleotides long. RefSeq lists its product as uncharacterized. The coding region runs from base 101 to 994 and encodes 297 amino acids. The transcript has 2 exons. Lineage: Eukaryota; Metazoa; Mollusca; Bivalvia; Ostreida; Ostreidae. The record is from RefSeq and is a predicted model, not a curated record.